AUGCCCAACAGUUGGGGUGAGUUUGCUCCUGCAACUGGUGUAUUUUACAGUGUUUUCCACCCAACAGAGGGCACCAAGGUCAAGUACGAGUUUCCUCCCGGCUGCCUGGCGGACAGCGAUAUAAAUUUCAGCACGAUCAAAAACUAUGUGAUUCCCAAACCACAACUUUGCAACAAAUUGCUGACGUUCAAAUGUGGUACGUCGAGACUGGUGUGCUAUCCAGUGAACGUUGCAGCGCCUUACUACGCUAGAAAUUCGUUCAGCUUUGAUUUUGUUUUUAUCUUUCCAUAUGACUGCGUCACAUCGCCUUAUGAGCCUUCGAUCGAAAGACUAGGUAAGAUGUUCACCGUGCUGGAAGAACAGUCACAAAUCCUGUCGAAAGCUGAAAAUAGUAGCGUUUUUUUCCAGUUGAAAGCCGGCGAAGCACUUCAGCGAUCAAAACAGGAACCUGCGACUGGAACAACAGAAAAGUCUAGCGUAUUGGGAAUGGGGGUUGAUGGAAAUGAGCCGCGCGAUCAAGAUUACGCGUUCGAAAAGUAUCAAGAAAUCUUGAAAGAUUUGGAUGGACCCGGCAAACGCCUUGCAGUCGACGAUUUGAUAACGAAAAUAUUUCAAGAUUUAAACAAUUAUUCAGAAUGCUUGAUACCAAUUGAUUCUGGGAACGCCGUUGACAUAAAGCUGUUUCCACUACUGGCUCCGCCUACGUCUAACUUGUCGUUUGAAGACGUACCAAUUUCGACUGUUAACUUGGCGAGACUAAUCGAUGCCAGCUGGGAUCCCACUAUGCUAAGAAUCGUCCCCUACAUAAAUGGGAUCAAUAGCAUUUCCAAAAUCAGUCGAUUGAGCGAUAGUGACGUUGGCCUUGUCACGGAGUGCAUCAAACAUUUCAUUUACUAUAACUGCGUCAUUUUAGCGGAUAUUUUUCAAUUCAGCAACAUUUACGCUCCAACGAGUACCUUGGGCAGCUUUUUAACCGAUCCAUCUUUGGCAACUGCUUGUCAAUCUUAUGUCACGUUCAAAGAUAAUUCGCAUAUUCCACAUCUCCCUUUCGGUAGGAGGGCAGCACGUCUUAGCAGCAGCAAUUCGAGAAGUAACAAUGCAAGCGAAACAUUCGAAAAUCUCCGCAAAGGGCGCCUCUAUACUUCAAAAAGUGAAUCAGUCUCUUCGGCUAUCGACUUUUCUGUCAAUGCUCAUCAUAGUACGCCGCCUUCACACGACUCUUCUGUACCAUACCCAAGCGGCGAUGCACUCCAUUCGUAUCCUAUAAACAAAAGUUUGAAAGAAAAUGAUGUUCUAUUUCCGUCAAAAUCGUUUCUCUUUGACCUCUAUAGGUCAUUAAUCCAGGGUCAAAGCAUCAGUGAGUGGUACAAAAUACACUCCGAAAAGAUUCGUGCUGCUAGAAUUGACGUCAGAAGAUUUAUAACUUUUGGAACUGUUCAUGGUUUGCUAUAUCGGUGCAGUUCCUUUCCAAUCAUGAGAAAUGCCGGGUUUUUCGAUGCUCUUGGACCUCUGGACCAACGUCUGGGCACGAACCUUGCUUCCAGUGACUGGCUACCGCUAAAGGGUGGACUAAACAAUCUACUCUCUGCCGCCGAUAUAAAAGUGGGCCUAAGCAACGAUACUCCAAGGAAGACUCGCAACCGUUUCGCGAAUACCGACGCAGCUGAAGAAGCAUUGAACGAUGUCUAUCGUAAACUUGCUAUAAAGGACACUUCAGAACCUUCAGUUAAGAAUCCCAUGAGCACCUUUUGCUUCGGAGAACGCAGUAGAUCGUCUUUAGAUAAGUCAACCAAAGGAAGCUUUAGCCCAGCGGGUUCGGACACUCUAAGCAGGGAUGCAUCAGAAAUCAGAAGGCCUGCCACACCUGCUUCAUAUGACGAAAGGAAGAGAAACGACAUGUACCAGUCAAUCGUUGCCAGGAGAAAUGAAGAGUUAAUUCUACUCAAGGCGGUUCGUGACGUCGACAGUUUCGAUAAAUUAUGCUCGCGAUUGGAAAAGGGGCGUGAAGAGAUUGAGGAAAUGCUUCGAGACCUAGGGCCUUACAAUGUUGUCAAUACAUAA
Molecule: messenger RNA, 2061 nt
Organism: Lachancea lanzarotensis
Lineage: Eukaryota; Fungi; Ascomycota; Saccharomycetes; Saccharomycetales; Saccharomycetaceae
Gene: NPR2
Product: LALA0S08e01068g1_1
Exons: 1
Coding region: 1-2061 (686 amino acids)
Biological process (GO): negative regulation of TORC1 signaling; positive regulation of autophagy
Cellular component (GO): GATOR1 complex; vacuolar membrane
Molecular function (GO): GTPase activator activity
Source: RefSeq, a predicted model, not a curated record